Molecule: messenger RNA, 3278 nt
Organism: Myotis davidii
Lineage: Eukaryota; Metazoa; Chordata; Mammalia; Chiroptera; Vespertilionidae
Gene: SH3TC1
Product: SH3 domain and tetratricopeptide repeats 1
Exons: 17
Coding region: 264-3278 (1004 amino acids)
Molecular function (GO): protein binding
Source: RefSeq, a predicted model, not a curated record
GGGGUCCUGGCUGCGCUGCUCCAGUGUCCCGUCACGCUACCAGCAGGGGACAGGCGUAUGCUGGCCGGUCCCUGGCAAACCGGGAGUGGGGGUCGGGGUGCCCAGAGAGAGGAGGGCCCAGGAGCUCUGGAAGGACCAGAUGUGCCCCAGGUGCUGGGGAGCCACAGCGGGCUUGAGAGCGUGAGUGGCGCCCCUGGGCUGUCGAGGAGGCAGCUGUGUGUUGGCGCCGGGCCAGGGUCACGUCUACGAAAGGUUCCCCUCUCAUGACCGUCCCUCCUACGGUCAGACGCCUCAGCGCCGCGGGGACGUUUCUGAUCCCUGCUUCUCCCGGUCAGGAGCUGUCAGCCCGGCUGCUGUCCAUCCACAGUGACCAGGACCGGCUGGUGGUGACCUUCAAGACCUUCGAAGAGAUCUGGAAGUUUUCCACCUACCACGCCCUCGGUAAGCCUGGUGGGUGCCGGGCUCGGCCACGGCUGCGCUCGCCCGAGGAGCACGAGGAGGCGGCCAUCCAGGUCCGCGUGGACGAGGAGGCGCUGAGGCUGACGCACGAGAGCCUCCUGGUGCAGGAAGGGCCUUUCUUUGUCCUGUGUCCUGACGGCUACGUGAGAGUGACCACUGGUCCCCAGGGUGCAGGCAGGGGCCCCCAGCCCCUCAGGCCGGCUGCAGGGGCUCCCCAGGGAGAGGCGGCCCCGGCAGCAGGCUCUCCGGCCGGCAGGCUCAGCGCGUGCUCCGAGGAGGAGGCGGCCGUGUCCACCGCAGAGCCUCUGACUCCGUUUCAUCAAUGGGCUCUCAGGGUCGCCUGGGACCCCUUCGAGGACUCUGUGGGUGGACCCGUGACGCCAGAUGCCCAGCUGAUGGGUAAAUGUCUCCACUGGCUCUUCUCCCUGGGGAAGCGGCCGGGCCAGCGCUGCUGGGACCCUGAGGUCCGGCCAGCGCUUUGCUCUGCCCCAAGCCAGCCAGCAGCCCAAGAGCCCGUCUCCCCAGGCUGCCGUGACCCGCCGCGUCUGUCCCAGCCCCUGCUCCGAGCGCCUGCUGCUGGCCAGGCGAGGCUCCCUGGGAGGCAGGACGUUUGGUUUUGUUUGUUACCUGGGGCCUUCACGGCCGGGCACCCAGUAGGUGUGCAGGGACUGUCGUCGAGGGAGCGCAGUGGGUCUUCCUGGGCGGCGCCGUGGGAGCGCGGUGUGAAGGGAGGCCUCUGUCUCUCCAGGCUGGACAGCGUGCUUUUCCUCGAUGAGGACGAGCGGGCCUUCUUCCGCAGGGAGGGCCGCUUCUCCAAGGACGACGCCCGGCGGCUGCUGAGCAAGAUGUCGGGCGCGGACAUCUGCACGGCGUACAGCUUGGACAGACUCGGAGAAACUGAGGCUGAACCGUCAGAAGAGCAAGAAACGCCUCUGCCUGGCCUGCACCCAGAGCCACAUGAGACCCUACAGAAGGUGAAGAAGGUUCUAGAACAAUGUAAGUCCCACCACAGCUGCCCUGAGGAGCCAGUGUCCUGGGGUCUCCAAUCAGCAUCCAGUGGAGCAAGCUCACCGGACACCGAGGAGCCCUCCUUCUGCCUGGACGCGGAGGACGACUGGGCCGACCCCAAGGCCCUGGGCUCCCUGUUGCGGUUCCUGGACACUCCCGGGUACGAGCCUGCCUUCCGUGGCCUGUACGACGCCUCCCUGCCGGGGCUCGGCACCAUGUUCUGUGGCUUCGCCGACGAGGAGGAGCUGGCCGGGCGCCUGGCCCAGGCCCGGGGGGUGGCCAAGAAGGCGGACCUCCCCAUGGCCCUGGCCAGGCUCUGCUUCCUGCUGGGGCGGCUGUGCGUGCGGAGGCUCAAGCUGUCCCAGGCGCGCGUGUACUUCGAGGAGGCCCUGGGGGCCCUGGGCGGCCACUUCGGGGACCUCUUCCUGGUGGUGGCCCUGUAUGCCAACCUGGCCACCGUCCACCUGCGGCAGAGCAACAGGGACAAGUGCGGGCAGGUGGUGCCCAAAGCCUGCGCCCUGCUCCUGGGGACGCCGGGGGCCCUGUGCCUGCAGGCGGGGGCCCGGGGGCUGGCCCAGCACUACCUCCUGGAGGCCGUGAGGCUCUUCUCAGGGCUGCCCAGCGGGGAGUGUGGCCGGGCCUUCACCCACGUGCUCCUGCAGCUGGGCCACCUGUACAUGUGCCGGGCCCUCGCCCAGCAGGGCAAGUGCUACUACGAGUGGGCCUUCCUGGUCGCCGCGGAGACGGGCAACCUGGAGAGCCAGCUGCGUGCUGUCCAGCGGCUGUGCCACUUCUACAGCUCGGUCAGGCCCUGCAGGGCCCAGUGCGUCGUCUACCACGAGUUCCAGCUCACGCUGGCCCGCAGGGCGGCUGACAAGGCGCUGGAGGGGCAGCUCCUGGAGACCAUCAGCCGGCUCUACCUGUCCCUGGGCACCGAGCGGGCCUACCGAUCGGCGCUGGACUACACCAAGCGCAGCCUGGGCAUCUUCAUCGACCUCCAGGAGAAGGAGAAGGAGGCGCACGCCUGGCUGCAGGCGGGAAAGAUCUACUACCUGCUCCAGCAGAACGAGCUGGUGGACCUGUACAUCCAGGUGGCCCAGAACGCGGCCCUGUACACGGGGGACCCCAACCUGGGGCUGGAGCUGUUUGAGGCGGCCGGAGACAUCUUCUUCAACGGGGCCUGGGAGCGGGAGAAAGCUGUUUUCUUCUACAGGGACCGGGCGCUGCCCCUGGCCGUGACCACAGGGAAGCAGGAGGCGGAGCUGCGGCUGUGCAACAAGCUGGCGGCGCUGCUCACGGAACUGGACCUGCAGCAGGAAGGCCUGGAGUUUGCCCACAUGGCCCUGGCACUCAGCAUCACCCUGGGCGACCGUCUGAAUGAGCGUGUGGCCUACCACCGGCUGGCCGCCCUGCACCAGCGGCUGGGCCACGGCGAGCUGGCCGAGCACUUCUACCUCAAGGCGCUCUCGCUCUGCAGCUCGCCGCUCGAGUUCGACGAGGAGACGCUGUACUACGUGAAGGUGUACCUGGUGCUGGGCGACAUCAUCUUCUAUGACCUGAAGGACCCCUUCGACGCGGCCGGGUACUACCAGCUGGCGCUGGCGGCGGCCGUGGACCUGGGCAACAAAAAGGCCCAGAUGAAGAUCUACACGCGCCUGGCCACCAUCUACCACAACUUCCUGCUGGACCGCGAGAAGUCCCUCUUCUUCUACCAGAAGGCCCGCACCUUCGCCUCCGAGCUCAACCUCCGCAGGGUCAGCCUGGCCCCGCCGCGGUGCUGGGGGCGCGCGCCCUGGCUGCUGGAGAAAUAG